Messenger RNA from Cryptotermes secundus, 1633 nucleotides. Its product is annotated as CRAL-TRIO domain-containing protein C3H8.02. The record is from RefSeq and is a predicted model, not a curated record. NCBI's taxonomy places the organism in Eukaryota, Metazoa, Arthropoda, Insecta, Blattodea, Kalotermitidae. Bases 195 to 881 code for a protein of 228 amino acids. The transcript is spliced from 5 exons.
AUUUCGCUUCCCACCCUUACCGCCCUCACACCAGAGUAGGCAGAUACCACCAAAGAUAACAAUCAAACAUGGCUUAUAGCGCAAUAUGUGUUCGGCAUAGUUAGUGGUCAUAUGUUUGGAAGACCGAUAAGCAAAAUGUGCAGUAUAUGAAUUAAAAUACGAUUUACAAGUACACAAGAACACUUUUGGUCACAAUGUCUGAUCAGACACCACCAAACCCCUUAAGUGAAACUGAUUUUAAGGACCUGAAGGACCGAAUGAAACUCAUAGCUGAUGCUGAUCCUAACCAGUAUCAUAAUGAACUGUCUCUUAAAAGAUACCUGAGGGCAUUUAAGACAGCUGAUGCUGCAUUUCAGGCAAUACUGAAAACGAACAAAUGGAGAAAUGAAUAUGAUGUGGCAUCUCUAACUCAAGACAAUCCUAUUGUUAAGAAACAUAUGGAAGCCAAUAAAGCUAGGGUUUUGAGGCAUCGAGACAUGGUGGGAAGACCUGUUAUCUACAUUCCAGCCAAAAACCAUAAUGCUAAUGACAGGGAUAUUAAUGACCUAACAAAGUUCAUAGUCUACUGCCUUGAAGAAGCGUGUAAGAAAUGUUUUGAAGAGGUUGUGGACAACUUAUGCAUAGUGUUUGACUUGAAGGAAUUUGGAUUGAGCUGUAUGGACUACCAGAUGAUCAAGAAUUUAAUCUGGUUGUUGAGUCGACACUAUCCAGAACGACUUGGCAUAUGCCUUAUACUGAAUGCUCCUGCAUUGUUUUCAGGUUGUUGGGGUAUUAUCAAAGGAUGGCUGGAUGAGAAUACAUCGAGUAAAGUUGUGUUUGUUAAUAGUGAAGAAGAACUGUGCAAGUAUCUUAUACCUGACAUUUUACCAGAUGACAUUUAGAAUCACCAAUUUGUAUUCAUAUGAUGGCUCAUCUUUUUUUUUUUAUGUUGGAUUGCAAAUGUGCAUGAGGUAUAAAUUUGUUCAGUGCAUCUGUUGGACUUUGAAAGGUGCUAUUGAUCAUGACACCACUCUUACUGGAAAUGCUUGAUCAAAUUUGAGUCAGUACUUAAUAUCUUCUGUAUUCUUCAAACAACAAUGAAAAUUGAUUUUUGAAUGUUAUUCAUGUGACUCUGCACUGAAAAAGGGUCACUGUUGUAUGUCUGGUCCUACAUAUCUCAUGUUAAUGGAUGCAUCGUUUAAGUUGUUGAUUCUGUUUUAAUCAAGAAUGGACAUGAUAUGACAGUACACUUGAUUUAUAGUCCAUAUAAAAUAAAGGAUAUGUACAUACAUAUUUGCACAUAUAUUGAAAGUUAGAAAUUUAAAUGUCUAUCAGAAAGAAAUUGUGUAUAGUUGCUUUAUUUAACUGUUAUCUCACUCACUCAUGGAACUGAGCCCUUCUUGAGAAGCUGCCAAUUGCACAGCUACUCAAGAACUUCCCAGAAUAAUUGGCAGGCGUAUGUUAGCUAUGACAGAAGUGGUACUCUUUUUAACUAAGUGCAGCCCCAGCUUUAGAGAAUAACAAAGUGGAUAAUUAGAUGUUUUCUUACAACAGAUUUGAAUUGAUCAUGGAAACUUUUUAUGUUCUAAGAAUAAAAUACUCAUAAAACAUAUGAAAAUUAUUAGAGGUGCUAUAUUGAGGUUCCCGGACUGAG